Closterium sp. NIES-65 is the source of this 1872-nucleotide messenger RNA. The record is from the annotation of a GenBank genome assembly. NCBI's taxonomy places the organism in Eukaryota, Viridiplantae, Streptophyta, Zygnematophyceae, Desmidiales, Closteriaceae.
AUGCGUUUUUGUUGGAUAGUGCAUUGGGCGGCGGUGAGAGCGGCAGUGGGAGGAGCAGUGGCGGCAAGGCGUGGGGCGGUGGGAGCGAGGGGAGGAGCAGCAGGAGACGUGUCACGGCAGCAAGUGACAACCUCGAGAGUCUGGACUACGAGUAGGGUGCUCGAUUCAGAGUGGCAUCACGGCCAGUGGCAGGCAAUGACGCAAGCCGACAGAAUAUUUCACACUGCCCUGCGCUGGCUGCUCGUGCUGCUCAUCGGCAUGUGCACCGGCCUCCUCGCUUUUUUCGUCAACAUUUCAGUGGAAGCCAUUGGCGGUGCCAAGUUCGGUCUCGUCUUCUCGCAUAUCAAAGGCCAGAACUUCCUAGGAGGCUUCCUGGUGCUAGCAGCAACCAACCUGGGCCUUGUACUCGUUUCAACGUGCCUCUGUAACGGGAUAGCGAUGGAGGCAGUGGGAUCCGGUAUUCCCGAGGUGAAGGGGUACCUGAAUGGCGUCAGCACGCCUGCUGUCCUCUCCGCCAAGACUCUUAUUGUCAAGUGGGAUGUGGCGUAUGAUUAUCCCGCAUCCCUUCCUCCCCCACCCUCCCACCAGGCGCUGGGCAGCAUAGCAGCCGUGGCGGGGGGAAAAGAGGGCCCUCUGGCGCUAGGCAGCAUAACAGCCGUGGCAGGAGGGCUAGCAGUGGGCAAGGAGGGACCUCUGCCCUCUGGUGCAUUGUGGGGCCUGCAUCGCCAGCAGCCUGGGUCACCUCCUGGUGAGAUGGGGUUGUGCCUGGUGCUGAUUCGGAGAGUGAUUGAGAGUGGUUGGGGGCGGUUGGGAGUGAUUUGGGCUUUAAGGACGCUGGUGUGGGUGCACAGCGACCGGGGGUUGAGAGACCUGGUGACGUGCGGUGCUGCCUCGGAAAUUGCUGCUGCGUUCCUUGCUCCCGUGGGUGGUGCGCUGUUCGCCCUCGAGCAAGUCACCUCCUGGUGGCGGAACUCCCUCAUUUGGCGAAUCUUCUUCACCAACGCAGUCGUAGCCAUGGUGCUCCGAGCCUGCAUCUCCCUGUGCGAGGGCGACAGGUGCGGCGGCAGCUUCGGGUCCCGAGGCUUCAUCCUGUUCGACCGAAGCAAGUCCCGAACCGACUUUGGGCUGCUGGAGGUGGUGCCGGUGGCGCUGCUAGGGAUUGUCGGAGGGCUGCUCGGCGGGUUAUUUAACCACCUCAACGUGAAGCUGUGUGCUUUCAGGAAGAGCAAGCUUCACAGGCACGGGGCAUGGGUGAGGGUGCUAGAGGUCCUCCUCAUCUCCCUCCUCACCUCUGCUCUUCGCUUCUACGGCCCCUUCCUCGCCUCCUGCCUGCCCUGCCCUCAAGACCCGGAUGAAGGAGGGGACUUGCCGCAAGGUUCUUUCAACUGCCCGAGCAUCGUCGGAACGGGGGACCACAAGGCGUUUGCCUGCCCGGACGGGCAGUAUAAUGAUCUGGCGAGCCUGGUGUUUACAACCAACGACGAUGCGAUUGGGAAUUUGUUCCGUACUGGAUCGUUUGGAAUCUUCACCUACCCCUCUCUGCUCCUCUCUUUCACGAUCUACUUUCUUCUCGCCACACUCACAUACGGCACAGCAGUCCCGGCGGGUCUCUUCGUGCCCUCCAUCCUCUGCGGCGCCUCCUACGGCCGAAUGGCCGGCAUGGUCAUGGUAACCCUAUUCGGCCCGCACCGCGUGGGGGAAGGCACCUACGCGCUCCUCGGCGCCGCGUCUUUUUUGGGCGGCUCCAUGCGCAUGACCGUUUCGCUCUCGGUCAUCUUGCUGGAGCUCACGGGCAGCUUGAAACUUUUGCCGCUGGUGAUGGUGGUGCUGCUGGUGUCGAAAUCGUCCGAGAUCCCCCACCACUCCUUCUGA